AUGCCCAGUUCCGUUCUCUCGGACUCCAGCUCCUGGCGCUCCGAGUUCCUAACGGAAAGGGGGAGUGACCCCCGCACGUCCCCCCCUCCCUCCCAGACACCCGGGGGAGCGAUGGCGGGCUACAGUCACCCCUUGCUCCUGGCCGUGGCCCUGCAGUCCCUGUUACAGCCGGCCCUGGGCCAAGUCACGAACGGGAGCACCGCAACACCCACAUCCGCAUCGGGGCUCACAGAGUCGGAGCGGCUGGCGGCCAUCAUUGUCCCCUCCCUAGUCGGGGGUCUCCUGCUUAUUGGACUCGUGAUCUUUGGGGCGCUCAAGGUGCGGGAGAGGCGGCAGACGGAGGGCACCUACCGGCCCAGCAACGAGGAGCAGGUGGGUGCUCGGGUGGUGACGAACGCUAACCUCCAACUGCCCCCCGAGGAGCGGCUGAUCUGA
This is a messenger RNA of Emys orbicularis (European pond turtle), 435 nucleotides long. RefSeq names its product crumbs cell polarity complex component 3 (gene CRB3). Bases 1 to 435 code for a protein of 144 amino acids. The transcript has 4 exons. Lineage: Eukaryota; Metazoa; Chordata; Testudines; Emydidae. The record is from RefSeq and is a predicted model, not a curated record.